AUGGGGAAGAGGCAGAGAGAUGCAAGCUCCCUUCAGGUACUGGAAGACCACAGUUCGGUCACCCCAAAGCCUUCUCCUCUGCAGCCUAAACAAUCCCAGUUGUCUUGGCCUUUUGUCACAGGAGAUGUGCUCCAUGCCUCUAAUCACCUUCUUGGCCCUCCUCUGGAUUCACUGCAACAGGCUGAUGCCCUUCCUGUGCUGGGGACCCCAGAGCUGGAUGUAGUACUCAAGUAUGUUGAAGAAGGGAAAGGACAAACUUCUUUGCAGGAAAUGAGAAGAGCUGGAGUAAUCCAAAGAUGUGUGUUUGUGAAUGAGGGAAUCAUGAUGAGUGGGUGGCUUGAGGGUCGUUGGCCAAUAAUAGCGAAACUUGGAAAGGAUCUGGAAGAGUCAAACGAUUUGACCUUUACAAGAGGUGAUUUCAAGAACCUAGAAAUUGCAUCUGGGUACACAUGUUUAAUUGAGACAAAUGAAACUGGGGAAUCUCCAUUUGAACUUAAAAAAGGAGGAAUGAACCUGUUUGCCUUAGAUCUCUGUUUAGACUGUGUCCAGAAAGAUGGGUUUUGCCAAAGGCAGGCAGAUCCAGAACAGCAGCUUUAUGUGGGAGCUGCCCUGGAGAGCUGUGUGCCAGCUCACAGAACCAAGUCGAUGUGUCAGCAACUGCCUACAAAAGCAGGGCUGGAGUUCCUCCAGUCCCUGGAAAGCUGGUAUGCCUCUUCCAGGAGGUUGCAUCAACAAUUUGAAAGCUAUAAAGAGCAAGUAAGAAAGAUAGGGGAAGAAGCUCGUCGUUACCAGGGAGAGCACAAGGAUGAUGCUCCAACAUGUGGAAUCUGUCAUAAAACAAAGUUUGCAGAUGGUUGUGGCCAUUUAUGCUCUUAUUGCCGGACCAAGUUUUGUGCUCGAUGUGGAGGUCGUGUCUCUCUGCGAUCAAACAAUGAGGACAAAGUGGUUAUGUGGGUAUGCAAUUUAUGUCGAAAGCAACAAGAAAUCCUAACGAAAUCUGGAGCGUGGUUUUUUGGAAGUGGACCACAGCCCUCACCCAGCCAGGACGGGACACUGAGUGAUACAGCAACUGGUGGAAGCUCGGAUGCACCGAGAGAAAAGAAACCAAGGCUUCAAGAGCGAUCGAGAUCACAGACUCCCUUAAGUACAGCAGCUGCCUCAUCACAGGAGGUCUCUACACCCAGUGUGCAGCCUGACCGGAGGAAAGGAGCAGAAGUAUCUCAGCCAGCUAUGGGCCCGGACCAAAAACAAGCUUCAUCGAGGUCUAGAAGUGAACCUCCAAAAGAGAGGAAGAAGGCAGUAUUGGUUUCAGACCAGAAUGGCAAAGGUUUAAAGAGUGAGCGUAAGCGUGUGCCAAAAUCCUCACUUCCAAAAGAAGGACCAACAGAUGACAGGGAGCGGAAAGAACGGCACGAAGGUAGAAGGCUGGAGAAAGGCAAGUCACAGGACUACCCAGACAUGCCAGAGAAACUUGAGGAAGGCAAAGUGCCUGAUGAUGAAAAACAAAGGAAGGAAGAUGAAUAUCAUACCCGUUACAGGAGUGAUCCCAAUCUGGCAAGAUAUCCUGUAAAACCACACCCUGAGGAGCAGCAGAUGCGCAUGCACGCCAAAGUUUCUAAAGCACGGCAUGAGAGAAGGCACAGUGAUGUAGCUUUGCCACACACAGAAAUGGAGGAAGCGGAGGUACCUGAGAAUAAAUUAGGAAAACGCUCACAAUUACAGGGAACUCAGGACAGAAAAUCUCUUGUGGAAACUCAGAGGUCGUACUCUAUAGACAGAACAGGUGAUGUAAGAAUUUCUGUUUCUAAACAAUUAACUAAUCAUAGCCCACCAACUCCCAGGCAUAGUCCAGUUCCUAUAGAACACGUAGAAUACAAGAACCACGAGUCCUUUAAAAAACAGAGCCGCCUUGAUCCUAGCUCUGCUAUUCUCAUGCGAAAAGCAAAGCGGGAGAAAAUGGAGACCAUGCUAAGGAAUGAUUCCCUUAGCUCUGACCAGUCGGAAUCAGUGCGGCCAUCCCCUCCAAAGCCUCAUAGAGCAAAAAGAGGCGGAAAGAAAAGGCAGAUGUCAGUUAGUAGCUCAGAGGAAGAAGGGGCAUCAACACCAGAAUAUACUAGCUGUGAAGAUGUGGAGAUAGAAAGUGAAAGUGUCAGUGAAAAAGGUAAGGACUUUUAUGUAUAUUAUGCACAUGGCCAUG
Molecule: messenger RNA, 2197 nt
Organism: Acanthisitta chloris (rifleman)
Lineage: Eukaryota; Metazoa; Chordata; Aves; Passeriformes; Acanthisittidae
Product: regulating synaptic membrane exocytosis protein 1-like
Exons: 10
Biological process (GO): regulation of synaptic plasticity; regulation of membrane potential; positive regulation of synaptic transmission
Cellular component (GO): presynaptic membrane; cytoskeleton of presynaptic active zone
Molecular function (GO): transmembrane transporter binding; small GTPase binding
Source: RefSeq, a predicted model, not a curated record